Messenger RNA from Postia placenta MAD-698-R-SB12, 1782 nucleotides. RefSeq lists its product as hypothetical. The transcript is spliced from 9 exons. NCBI's taxonomy places the organism in Eukaryota, Fungi, Basidiomycota, Agaricomycetes, Polyporales, Adustoporiaceae. Gene Ontology annotation, cellular component: nucleus. Bases 1 to 1782 code for a protein of 593 amino acids. The record is from RefSeq and is a predicted model, not a curated record. Gene Ontology annotation, molecular function: protein binding.
AUGUCCUUCGCAAGCCUAAGGUCUGCCCGACAAUCUAAAGAGUCUCGGUCAUUUGUGAAACCAUCCCCGGAGAUUACAGAACAGAGUCCGACCAGCCCAGACACAACACAAUCAAGCUCGGAAAAUAGAUCAACUUCAUUACAGACACCACUGGCGCCAGCAGUUGUUGAUUUGCAAGGUCUGCAUGCAGCGCUGCCCGAUUUCCUCGACGUGCGGCAGUCAAACGAGCGAGGCCGAGGGAUCUACUCGCAGAGUACUCACAAGCCAGGUACGGUAUUGCUAGCGGUGAAACCGCAUGCUGCCGUACUGUCUACGCCGUACCUGGAUUCCUACUGUUCGUUUUGCUGCGGCCCCACGCCCUCCGCAGGGCUUAAACGCUGCACGCGCUGUAAGACCGUCUGGUAUUGCGAUCACAAAUGCCAGAGCGACGACUGGCCAUCGCAUAAAAAUGAAUGUUCCGCAUUGCAGAAGUGGGCGUCUAUGGCGCCAUCACAGGACGUCUCCAUCCCGAGCGAUGUCAUACGAUGUUUAGGCCGGAUUAUCUGGACGCAAUGCGAAAAGGGACCGAGCGAUCAUUGGUCAAAGGAGAUCAACAUGAUGCAGUCUCACAGGUCAACAUUGCCGCCCUCCGUGUUCCAGUCGCACACACACAUCGCACAUUCCCUCGUAAAAUACUUGGAUGUAUCGUCGCCUAUGGAGCUGGAGCCAUACGGAAUCCACAAUUCAGCCGAUUUGGUCGAUGUCAUCUCACGUGUCACCACGAACGCGUUCACCCUCACAUCAUUUUCUCUAACGCCCAUCGGCAUUGCUGUCAGCCCCACAGUAGCCCUCGCCAACCAUUCUUGCGAACCGAACGCCGUCGUAGUGUUCCCUCGGAGCGCAAGCAACCCACAAGCCCAAGAGCCUCUUAUGAACGUAGUGGCAAUCAAACCGAUCAAGCCUGGCGACGAAAUACUCACUGCGUAUAUUGACGUGACGCUUCCUCGGGAACAGAGGCAGAAGGCGCUGAAGGACACGUACAACUUCACAUGUGAAUGUACCCUCUGUGCCAAGACCUCUUCAGCAGAUCCCCGGGCUACGAUAUGGUGUCCAAAGUCCUGCGGUGGCACAUGUCCUGUGCCCACGGAAGAGGACCCACUUACUCGUUGCGUAAAGUGCAAAGCAGCAGUAUCCUCUACAGAUGCGGUUUUGGAUGCCGUUCGUAUCGGACAACAGGCGCUCGAUAAGGCGGCGUCGAUACAAUACAUAGACCCCGCGAAGGCAAAACAGCUCACUACGAACAUGAUCCCCAUACUGACUGCCAGCAAACUAACACCUUCGUGCCACCCACUUCUUGCAAUCACUCGACUGCAUCAGGAAUUCCUCGUCGCCUCUCUCUCCGCUUCCCUCUCCCAGGAGCUCCUUGACGACACCAUACGCACCGCAGGCAAGUACAGCGCCGGCCUCUCCGUAAUCCUGCCACCCGGACAUCCGGUUCGCGGCGUCGCGCUCGCCGAGCUCGGCAAGCUGCUUGCGGUCGACGAGCCCUCUCCGUCCGUGGGUAUGCCCGCAAAUGGCCAGCGAUUCCCGCCAUCCGGCUCCGCGCGGCUGAAGCUGGCGUACGAGACCCUGGUGCACGCACGUGACGAGCUAGUCGUCGGCUUCGGGGGGAAGAACGGAGGCGGGAUGGUUGGGAGGGAAGUGCGGGAGGCAAUCGUCCGAUUCGAAACGGAACUGGGCGUAUGGAAAAGCGGGAUCAAGAACGUGCUUGAAGACGCGAAUGGAGUCAGUACCAAGAAGUAG